Dissoconium aciculare CBS 342.82 is the source of this 1684-nucleotide messenger RNA. RefSeq lists its product as uncharacterized. NCBI's taxonomy places the organism in Eukaryota, Fungi, Ascomycota, Dothideomycetes, Mycosphaerellales, Dissoconiaceae. The record is from RefSeq and is a predicted model, not a curated record. Bases 405 to 1415 code for a protein of 336 amino acids. The transcript is spliced from 4 exons.
CCGUCACGCACGAGUAAUACUAUGCAGGUCUGCAUCAAUAUCACCACGCUAUCGUCAAGUGUGUCAUGGAGUAGUCUCCAAGUGUGUACGUUGUGGGAGAUCGAUACGCGUAUGGCCACAUCUCGGGCAACAGCUCUCAGCGAGGUGUGUUCUACGCAACCUCAACACAACUGUGCCGUACUUCCUGUAUGGUCGACCAAGUACCGAGGUGCAGAAUCAAGUACCCGUCGAGAAUGCGAGAACUCAAGUGGUAUGAGUCGUCUCAAGCUUGAAGAAGGCGUGGGAGGAUGAAAUGAUAGAAAUUGUGGAGGCCUGCUGCCACUGCGCAAUCGAAGUUGGCCUUCAUACUCGCUCAACGAGUCCAUCUGCCUUACCGCUGCUUCUGGCGACCCGAAGUUUUCACGAUGUUGCUUUCACGAGUCUUGUCCGUGUUGCUUUUGCAACACCUGACUUUGGUACUUGCUCGAGUCUAUAACUCGACAAUCGCUUUAGGAGAUGAAUAUUCUCCUCUCAAGAUUCGCGACGAAAGAGUCAGCUGUGGCGCUCAAUGCCGUGCUUGCAAUGAUGAGUCGGAUUGCGGCACCGCCUUGAAGCGCAGUGUCUACAAAUACACCCCAGAUUGGUUUCUGGAGUCUGAUACUGGCGAGAAUGGAGCAGCGAUCGUCCAGGAAGCGAGCGGCAAUCACAGCUCUGCAAUCCAGAAGCGAGACCUGAAAAAGCUUAGAGGCCCAACAGCAGCUGCAUAUUGCGCCGCAUUGUGCAAGAAAGGCAGCAAGAAAAAUCUUUGCCCGUUUAGAUCGAAACGCCAAGUAUCGUUUGCUGUUCAGCAAACGUUCAUAGACCAGAAGUAUUUCACAUUAAAUACUGCAUCGACGGUGCUGUCUGGCUGCUCCAUUUUGACCGUGGUGUCCAAUCGUGCGGUCUACAUGACUCACCUCUUUCAAGACUUGGGAUUUGAAAACGCUCCACCGACAGACGAGGAGGCUCUCAAGAAAUGGGACCCUACGCCACCUGAUUUCCAAAAGAAUGUACUUAAUCUAAUUGAAGGUCUGAAACCACUCUAUCGAGCGGAUGGCCCAGCCUUAGACGUGAGCCUUUUCAAUCAGCCUGGAGACAAUUCCUACGCGUCCAUCAUGACUCCCAGAGACCCCGAAAAUAUGCAAGACUACUAUCCAGAUAAGGUCGGGAUUCUGAAAGUUUUACUCGAAAAAUUGAUUCCCGGAAUCCGCUUCGAUUCAGUCCCUUACAUCUCCAUGAACGAGGAGUACGAUCCAGGCUACGGCGCUGCUGCUUUCGAAUACGACCCAGAUGGAGAUGGGGUGGGUAACGCUGAUUGGAGACUCUUGUACGAGAACAAUAUGAAAAUGGGCUCGGAGAUUAACGGGCUCGUGGGUUCGGGGAAGGUCAAUCCAUAGAUGCCCGCCUUUUGUACAUCCUCAUUGCCGCAGGCCAUUCCCAGGCAAGGAUCGAGUAUAUAUUACGUAUUGCGGGCUGCUCGAGAGAAAAUUUCUGCUUUCUUAAUGCUGUGCAUGCUUGUCCUCUGGGAUGAAAUAAAGGUAUGCAAGCACUUGCCAUCUGCACACGACGUGAGUUGUGUAUGAUCAGGCGCGUAGCAUUAACCGAUAUGUGGCAAAUUUGGCUGGAACGUCAGCGGCGACGACGCAGCCUGGCGGCCAAACCCCCG